Molecule: messenger RNA, 718 nt
Organism: Cynara cardunculus var. scolymus (artichoke)
Lineage: Eukaryota; Viridiplantae; Streptophyta; Magnoliopsida; Asterales; Asteraceae
Exons: 5
Coding region: 139-552 (137 amino acids)
Cellular component (GO): protein folding chaperone complex; chloroplast stroma
Molecular function (GO): protein folding chaperone
Source: RefSeq, a predicted model, not a curated record
AAAGAAGGGUCCCUAAAGAUUCUAUCACACACCACUGGUUCUACUUCUAGUUGCAGACCCCAAAGAUUCUAUCCCUUUUUCAUACCCAUCAAAAUCUUGAAAUUAUCCACAUAAUUAAACCCUAAAAUCCUUCAAAAUAUGACCAGUUCUUUGUGUUUUGCUCCUCUUUCUUCCUUCAAGCCCCCAAGCAAGCCAGGAUUAAUUAGCGGAAACCCUAAUUCUCCAAAGGUUAUUUGGGUGACGAAUCAAAAUUUGAAAUUUGAAAGAUUUCAAGGUUUGGAAGCUAAGAUUCUCCUCAUGGUUUUGCAGGCUACUGAUGGCACAAAAAGCGGCACCAAGAUAAAUAGCAUAGUGUGUGCCGAUUGUGAUGGAAAUGGUGCUAUACAAUGUACACAUUGCAAAGGGAAUGGAGUCAACUCUCAAGAUCACUUCAAUGGACAAUUUAAGGCUGGUGGUUUGUGUUGGCUCUGCAGGGGUAAGAAGGAGAUCCUUUGUGGUGGCUGCAAUGGAGCCGGUUUUAGGGGCGGGUUCAUGAGCUCCUUCGAAGAGUAAAUAGUGUGUCUCCUUAUCCUCGUUAUAGAGUUUCAAGAAACAAAAUCUUUUGUUGUUUUAAUCAUUUGAAUCGUCCACAAUGUACUCAUUAAAACAGUUUUGUUCCAUAUGAAUGCUUUUGGUUUCUUGAUUUUGACGGUUUCAGCCAAAGAAACCAUAUUCUGCU